UAUUCUUUCUGUCUCUGUUUCUUUCCCCUCUUCAUUCCCUUUUCAUUCUCCCUUUCUCCUUUUACCCCUCUUCCCCCUCUCUCAACCAUGACCCUUUUAUCAGAGGACCAGUCAGUCAGGCCCCAACCCUGCCGGCUCCCAGAGCCUGGCAAACACAACAGCAGUUCUUUGCACCAGUACUCAACAGACUACACUAACUCAAAAGAGGACUACAUGGACAGUGUGGAGGGUGCCGUUUUUGGAGCCGUGGAGCCCCCCAGGCGCUCACGAGGCCGCCUUAUCCUCCAUGGCUCGGUCAUGUUUGGAAGGGAAUUCUGCUAUGCUGUGGAGGCAGCAUUUGUCACACCGGUGCUUCUGAGUGUGGGCCUGCCCCGCAGCAUGUACAGCUUGGUGUGGUUAAUCAGCCCCAUCUUGGGCUUCCUGCUUCAACCCAUCAUCGGCUCGGCCAGCGACUUCUGCCGAUCGUCAUGGGGCCGGCGGAGGCCUUACAUCCUGGCUCUGGGCAUCAUCAUGCUCGUGGGGCUCACCCUGUUCCUCAACGGAGAUGCUGUCAUCUCAGCACUCGUCAGUAACAGGUCAUUGAAGAGUAUAUGGGCCAUAGUGGUGGUGAUGGUUGGAGUCGUACUGUUUGACUUUGCUGCAGACUUCAUUGACGGGCCCAUCAAGGCUUACCUUUUUGAUGUGUGUUCACAUCAAGACAAGGAAAGAGGUCUGCACUACCAUGCUUUACUCACAGGCCCAGAAGAGGAUGACAUUCAGGUCAAUGAUGAAAACUAUCAUCAACAUGCCUCACCAUUACCGCUGCCUGUGUAUCAGUCACCUAUUGGGAUGGACGGCCUUCCUCUGCAAUAUGCUCUUCUUCACCGAUUUCAUGGGACAGAUCGUAUACAAGGGAAAUCCUUAUGCUGAUCACAACUCAACAGCCUAUGCCACAUAUGAGAGAGGAGUGGAAGUGGGCUGCUGGGGACUGUGUAUUAAUGCUGUGUCUUCUGCGCUCUACUCCUAUGUGCAGCGCUUCCUUCUCCCAUACAUCGGCCUGAAGGGGUUGUAUUUCGUUGGCUACUUUGUGUUUGGUAUGGGCACCAGUCUAAUUGGACUCUUCCCCACCGUCAUUGCCACGC
Messenger RNA from Scomber japonicus (chub mackerel), 1121 nucleotides. RefSeq names its product solute carrier family 45 member 2 (gene slc45a2). Gene Ontology annotation, molecular function: sucrose:proton symporter activity. NCBI's taxonomy places the organism in Eukaryota, Metazoa, Chordata, Actinopteri, Scombriformes, Scombridae. The record is from RefSeq and is a predicted model, not a curated record. Bases 88 to 909 code for a protein of 273 amino acids. The transcript has 5 exons. Gene Ontology annotation, cellular component: membrane.